This is a messenger RNA of Leishmania mexicana MHOM/GT/2001/U1103, 1071 nucleotides long. Its product is annotated as isopentenyl-diphosphate delta-isomerase,putative. The record is from RefSeq and is a predicted model, not a curated record. The transcript has a single exon. NCBI's taxonomy places the organism in Eukaryota, Euglenozoa, Kinetoplastea, Trypanosomatida, Trypanosomatidae. Gene Ontology annotation, biological process: isoprenoid biosynthetic process. Gene Ontology annotation, molecular function: FMN binding; isopentenyl-diphosphate delta-isomerase activity; oxidoreductase activity. Bases 1 to 1071 code for a protein of 356 amino acids.
AUGCCCUCUCGUGAUUGCACGGUUGACCGCGAGGCGGCGGUGCAGAACCGCAAGAAGGACCACAUCGACAUUUGCUUGCAUAAGGACGUCGAGCCACACAAGAGACACACCAUCUGGAACAAGUACACGCUUCCCUACAAGGCACUUCCCGAAGUUGAUCUGCAGAAGAUCGAGACGUCCUGCGAGUUUAUGGGCAAGCGCAUCUCCUUUCCCUUCUUCAUUUCCUCCAUGACCGGCGGUGAGGCGCACGGUCGCGUCAUCAACGAGAACCUGGCAAAGGCAUGCGAGGCCGAGAAGAUCCCGUUCGGGCUUGGUAGCAUGCGCAUCAUCAACCGCUAUGCGUCGGCGGUGCACACCUUUAACGUGAAGGAGUUCUGCCCCUCGGUUCCGAUGCUAGCCAAUAUCGGCCUGGUGCAGCUGAACUACGGUUUUGGCCCAAAGGAGGUAAACAACCUCGUGGACUCGGUACACGCCGACGGUCUGUGCAUCCACCUGAACCAUACGCAAGAGGUCUGCCAGCCGGAGGGCGACACAAACUUUGAGGGCCUGAUUGAGAAGCUGCGCCAGCUGUUGCCGCACAUCAAGGUGCCGGUACUCGUGAAGGGUGUCGGUCACGGCAUUGAUUACGAGUCGAUGGUGGCCAUCAAGGCGAGCGGCGUCAAGUACGUGGACGUUUCGGGAUGCGGCGGCACGUCGUGGGCCUGGAUCGAGGGCCACCGGCAGCCAUACAAGGCUGAGGAGGAGAACAUUGGUUACCUCUUUCGCGACAUCGGUGUGCCUACAGAUGUCUGCCUGCGUGAGAGCGCGCCGCUGACCGUCAACGGCGACCUCCACCUUAUCGCCGGCGGCGGUAUCCGCAACGGCUUGGACGUUGCCAAGGCGCUCAUGAUGGGUGCCGAGUACGCCACAGCGGCGAUGCCGUUCCUUGCGGCUGCGCUGGAAAGCUCAGAGGCGGUCCGUGCAGUAAUUCAGCGUAUCCGCCAGGAGCUGCGUGUCUCCAUGUUCACCUGCGGUGCUCGCAAUAUCGAGGAGCUGCGACGCAUGAAGGUGAUUGAACUCGGCCACCUUUGA